AUGAGCACUCUUGUAUUACCAGAACUAAGACACUCUAAAAGCUUGAAGAAGUUGCCCGAGCAGGGUAUCCCCACAAGAAGCACGACAAGGCUACUGACUCUCCCCAGCAACUUCCCCUCUCAAAGAAGUUCAGCGAUGCUGACUCCAACAUUGAGCCUUAAUUUCAUAGACAACAAGCUUCUUUCCCCAAAGGCUCACAACAACAAAAACACAUUCAAAGAAGGCGGAAUCAAGCCUUUCUUCAUCUCUCAAGAAAAUCGUGCUAAGUUUUCAGUUAAUUCUUAUGGGGUUACAAAAGCUUAUGCAGUAAUCACCCACCCUGGGCUGGUAAGAAACUACAACGAAGACAGAGCUUGCAUCAGCAUCAAUAUGCUGAAAAAGCAGUCCAACUCAGAAAAGUCUUUUCCAAAGUGCUCAUACUUCGGGAUUUUUGAUGGCCAUGGAGGAUCAUCAUGUGCUGAUUUCUUAAUCCCCUCUCCUCAGUGAGCCAACAAAAAAAAUUUUGUUCGCUCACAAAGGGGGUUAAUUUUUUUUUAAAAAAAUUAUAUCAACAAUUUUUUUUCAAAAUUUAAAAAUCCCAAUUCACCAAAACUGGAAAGCAAAUAUCAAAAUGCAAUUUGUUUUUAGUUAAACAAUUUUCUAGAUAUUUCAUUAUACUAACUAUUACUUAUAUAUCAAGUUGUUUUUCCCUGAUUAAAAAUUUUUGUUUGCUCACGGAGGGGUGGGUUUAUGGGCAAAAAAUAGAUUUUUUUCCAAUGGUUUUGUUCGCUUACGAAGUAAGGGGAGUUAAGAAACAACUUGCAUCAGUACAUCAUCCAAGAACAAAGCUUCCCCAACAAUCCUAAGCUGGCUAUUGAAAAAGCGUGUGCUAAAGCUGAACAAGAGUUCAUGAAGCGUGCUCAAGGCGAGGUGAUAGAUCUAUCAGGAAGCUGCUGCAUUUUUGCACUUUUUGUAGGAGACACAUGCUAUAUAGCCAAUGUCGGCGACUCUCGGGCUAUUUUAUGCUGUGAAAGAGGAAGCAAAGUAAAAGCUUUGUCACGCGACCACAAGCCUUCGGAUGAAAUUGAAAAGUGCCGAAUCAUAGAAGCGGGUGGUUCUUUGUAUCAGACUCCAUUUGGAUAUAAUAAGCUGGGCCCAGUUAGGGUGAAUCCUGGAAGACUUUCAGUAGCAAGGACUUUUGGAGACAUAGAAGCCAAGAUGCCUAGUAUGGGUGGAAUUUCAAACGUGAUCAUAUCUGAGCCUGAGAUAAAAUCAUUCAAAAUUACAGAUGACUGCGAUUUCAUCGUCCUGGGAUCAGAUGGGAUCUUCGAUCAACUUACCAACAAAGAAAUAGCAACUCAGGCGUGGAGAGCUGAUUGCUGGGAAAGCGAAAACAUUCAUCAUAGAUGUGGUGCUGCUGUAGAGUCAAUUCUGCAACUUGCAUUUGAAAGAAGAUCCACAGAUAACCUUACAACUAUUAUAAUUGCUCUAAAAGGUUUCAAAAGAGCAGCCAAAAGUAGAUUAAGACACAGGAUCACCCCUGUAGUUUAG
Blepharisma stoltei is the source of this 1530-nucleotide messenger RNA. The record is from the annotation of a GenBank genome assembly. Lineage: Eukaryota; Ciliophora; Heterotrichea; Heterotrichida; Blepharismidae.